Molecule: messenger RNA, 1011 nt
Organism: Aspergillus steynii IBT 23096
Lineage: Eukaryota; Fungi; Ascomycota; Eurotiomycetes; Eurotiales; Aspergillaceae
Product: EXPERA domain-containing protein
Exons: 1
Coding region: 147-887 (246 amino acids)
Biological process (GO): sterol metabolic process
Cellular component (GO): membrane; endoplasmic reticulum
Molecular function (GO): cholestenol delta-isomerase activity
Source: RefSeq, a predicted model, not a curated record
ACAUAAACCGUCGUCUGUCCUUGUCAAGUCGCGCAGGUAAAACCAGUCCCGCAUCACCACCUCCAUCUCCGAAACUGCCCCUCAAUUCCUCACCAGUUCCUCACUCACAACCAAACCACCAGGGACGAUAUCCCCAACCAAUCACGAUGUCAUCAGUCUCCAGCGCCCCCUUCGUCCUCGACACACCGACAAUCCUCUGCAUCGGAUUCGCGCUGUCUUUCAUGCCCAUCGCCUACAUCCUCGGCCGAACGCUGAUCCCCUCGACCCACGCACGCAACCGCCUCCUCUUUUUCUGGCACGCCUACGACGCCCUCACCCACAUCUUCAUCGAGGGCUCCUUCCUCUACCAGUGCUUCUUCAGCUACACGACCGUGCCCAUCGGCUUCAACCGCGAGCCGUACUUCCUCGGAUACAAGGACCGGGUAUACGGCGCCGCCCACGGCACGGGGCCCAGCGCCCGGCUGUGGCAGGAAUACGGCAAGGCGGAUGCGCGGUGGGCGGUCGCGGACCCGGGGGUGAUCGCGCUCGAGAUCCUCACCGUCGGGCUGGGCGGCCCCGCGGCCAUCUACGUCUGCUAUCUGCUGUGGCAGGCGUCCAGCGGGAAGUCGAGUGCGACGGUGCGCGGCGCCGCCAAGGGAAAGCUGUGGCUCGUUGCGCCGGCCCUGGCGACUGCGGAGCUCUACGGCGGGUUCAUGACUUUUGGUCCGGAGUGGUUGACGGCCAGCUCGCAGCUGGCGACGGAUAAUCCGGUGUAUUUGUGGUUUUAUCUGUUCUUCUUCAAUACGCUGUGGGUGUUUAUUCCGGGGUGGGUGCUGUGGGAGGCGUUUAAGGAGUUGAAGGGGGCGUUUGUUAAGGCGGAGGGGACGAGUGGGAAGAAGAAGCAGUAGAUAUAUGUGCUUGAAUGGGUACGGGAGGAGAAGGGAUAGGGGGUGGUUAAUGAGUCGGUGCUUUGACAGCGAGAUACCAUACUAUAUUUAGCUUCCGGGGGUCAAUUCUUUGUUUCGGGUUAGA